Colletotrichum destructivum is the source of this 1763-nucleotide messenger RNA. RefSeq names its product Putative kelch-type beta propeller. NCBI's taxonomy places the organism in Eukaryota, Fungi, Ascomycota, Sordariomycetes, Glomerellales, Glomerellaceae. The record is from RefSeq and is a predicted model, not a curated record. The transcript is spliced from 2 exons. Gene Ontology annotation, molecular function: protein binding. Bases 266 to 1516 code for a protein of 416 amino acids.
CUUGCUGCAGAGCGGCAGUAGGAGGAGCAGAAUCAACAUCACUCCCGGCCUCAACCAUUAAUCACAUUUUGUUGGGCAUACAUACAGCUCGUCUCGUCUUCCAACACCCAAGCAAAGAACGACUUCGACACGAACCUCAUUUUAACACGUCUCUUGCGAGGCAGAUCUUCAGAAUAACCUCUGCAGCUCACCACCGAACACGACACAACCCAAAUUCUAAGCCUCGUCCUCAUACACCCUCUCACGACACCUAGAAACCGUCACUAUGGCAGAAAUCGCAGCGGGCGCUCUCGUUGCCGAGCAAAUUGUCUCGACCGGUGUUGAGGCAGGAGCCGCUGUCGCCGUGGCACGACCCACUCAACCACUGAAGGCGUCUCUAUCUCAAGUCGCCACCACCCAGUCACCCGCGUUUGACGUCUCCGCUCUCGCACGAUCACACCACUCAGUUACUGUCGUCAACCACAAGGCGUGUAUCUUUGGCGGCGAGACGGCCGAAGGCCAGCUGAGCUCUACCGAUUUCCACGUCCUCUCUUUGCCUGCCAUGACCAAGGGUGAGCCCGUUGCGGCAUAUGCCUGCUAUCCCGCGUUCGCGAUGCAGGAUGCCGAGACCGGCAAGACUUAUGUGCCGUCUCCGCGCUCAAGACACGCUGCUGCUGCCCGCGGCCAAUUCGUCAUUAUCCAAGGCGGCGCUGAUGCCAGCGGCAAGCCCAUCGAAGAGACGUGUCUCUGGCUGUGGGACUUGGAGAGCUUGAAGUGGACUAAGAUGGAAGGAGCUAGUCAGAUCGGAAAGACCCUCACACCCCGGUUCGACCACCACAUCUUUGUCGACGAGGCCCAGGACUUCCUUGUACUGCACGGCGGCCGCACUUCCAAAGGACAAGAGGCAUCUACUGAGACUUGGAUGUACAACUUCGAUUCCCUGGCAUGGACGGAGCUGCCGCCCUCGCCCCAGGCCCCCCUUGCCGCCGCCCUCGUCGACAACGUUCUCUAUACCAUUGGAGCCGAUUCUAGCAUGAGCGGCGCUAUCCAUUACCUCGACCUCAAGUCUAACGCUGAGGACCGCGAGAAGCCCAGUGCCCUGGAGUGGAAGACAGUCAACUUCCCCACAAACCCCCUGACUCCCGGCCCUCGCCCCCGUGAGGGCGGUGCCCUUGUCCCCGUCAACACCGGCGUCGGCAGACACUACCUCCUCUACGCGUUCGGUGAGAACAGCACUUCCGCCGAGAAGGACUUUUACAGCGACAUAUGGGCCCUGCAGCUACCGACCCACGGCUUCAGUGCGGCCGCCGUGAAGGAUGCCAUCCGCGAAAAGCUCCCCCGUAUUGACUCUGGCGAGUUCAGCUGGGCCGAGGUAGAGCUUGUCGCGACUGAGGAGGUGAAGACAGAGGGCAAGGCCCAUCCUGGUCCGCGAGGCUUCUUUGGCGCAGAUGCCGCUGAUGCGAAGAGCCUGAUCUUCUGGGGCGGUGUCAGCGCACUUGGCAAAGAGGGCGAUGGUUGGCUUCUGCAGGUUCAGUAGAUACAGAAUGGUGGGUCAAUGCAAACGAUUGAGAGGUGUCGAGACAAAAACAGAGAUUCCCAUGAGUGUGUAGUCUUAGAAGAGAAAAAGGCACAGCCGAGUCUUCAUCACAAGGAUGGAAUGACAUCUUUGAGUUCACACAUCUGUGGUUGUUGGCUUGCGAGGUCCACAAGAUGCAAUUCUUGUUUAAAGUUCCAUCCACGACGCUAUACAACCCAGUCUGGUCGGAUGUGGGUUGGUGUUACGG